Molecule: messenger RNA, 3546 nt
Organism: Spodoptera littoralis (African cotton leafworm)
Lineage: Eukaryota; Metazoa; Arthropoda; Insecta; Lepidoptera; Noctuidae
Source: the annotation of a GenBank genome assembly
AUGGUUAUAUUGACGGGGAAGAACUUAGGUGAGAGACACAAGCAUUUGAACGCAAAAGUUAAAGAAGCCAGAGAAAAGCUUGUUGACUUUGAUGAGUUAAAACAAAAACCCGAACAAUCAGAUGUAGACAAGCUGUUCAAAAUUGCCCUUGCUUCAAAGUAUAUGAAUAUCGACUACAUAGUUGAAGUCCUUAAAUGUGGAGAUCCUUUGUACAUUUCGAAAGCCCUUAAAUGUGAUUGGAUGUAUGACGAUAAGUAUGCCCAUAUCAUCAAUCCAGAGUAUCUUCAAAAUAAUAUCAUUCCGUUCAUGUCAACAAAAAUGAAGAAAAAGAUGCUAACAGGUAUUUCGAUCCACGUCAGGAAUGAAUCAAGAGCCGCUGAGUUUUAUAAUUAUUGCAUGGACAUAGGAUGCACAAAUAUUGCAAUAAAAUUUUUAUAUUUUACAAGUGAUAACUUCAAACUCGAAGUUUUAAAAGAUCCGUCGAAACGUGUAUAUCUACCCCCAAAUGACGAAGAUGGCGCUGACUUAAAACACUUAAUUGGCUCUUCAUUUACUCUGGCAGAGGUGUUUCUCGAAUUUGACUUCAUCAAUACAAAUCGAGUGCUUUCUGAUCUGAGAUAUUUAUACACGUUUUCUGAAGAUAAAUAUUUAAAUCUUUUGGAAAAAUAUACUGCGAUGAAGAGUUGGCAGAUAGAACGAUUUUUAGGUUUACGUAUUUCCAAAAGUAUUAUGACAAAACAUAAGGAUAGGGUUUUAAAAAAAUCUAAACUCUAUGUAAGUAUACUGAACAAAAAUGCCAUAAUUAAAUACAGUACUGCAGAAGACGCAAAAAUGUAUGCUAUUGCCUUUUUCCCGAAUGAUAUUAAUGAAUUUUGGUGGAAUAAAAACUAUCUAAGUGAUCAAAAAUACUAUCUUGAUAAAAUUACCACAGGAAAGUUUCAAUUUAUAAAGGAAAUAUUUACAUCCAAGUUUCCAGAAGAGGAAUUUGAAAUGCAAUUAAGAUUUUAUGAACGGAACUGCUAUGAAAUUAUGACUGCAGAAGAAAAGGAAACAUGGGCUUUACAACAAAUAGCCAGUGGAAAAGAGAUUCUUGGCAAAGAUCAAGACUAUAAAUGGUAUAAGUUUAUCAAUUUCGAGAAAGCGUUUAAAGAAAUGAAAAAAUUAGUAUUGAUCACUCCGGAUAGGACUAAACGAGCAGACAUGAUGCUAAUUCUAGUUGAAAGUGCAAAAAAUCAACGUGAACUCGAGACACUUUUAAAACACUUUUACGAGAGACACGUUAACGAACAAAAAUAUGUCAAAGAAAAUUUCCUUGACAAAGUAAUGAAUUAUUUUAAUGUCUACGACUUUGACACAGAUUGCUGGGAAGCUUUGAAUAUCAUGUUUCACAAUUUAGAAGUCUACAGUUCGACCGACUUCAUUAGCAAGAGUGAAUACAGAAUAAUUGCUCUAAUUUACCACAUAAUUCAUGAUAUUCAAAUCCCACAAGCUUUAAGGAACCAUAUUGCAUCCGGACUACACUUUUAUUUAUUAAAAAACAAUACUGAGAAGCUGACCACAGAGCAAACAGAGAAGGUAUUUCAGUAUCUUUUCAACUUGUAUAUGGACAAAAUUCGCGAAUUUGAAAAUGUACCUUAUGAUGACGAGGUGAAAGGCAGCCUUAGAAAAUAUAUUUUCAACAUUUUAGAUUUAUUGACAGAGUACGAAAAAACAAAAGAGCAUAUUCCUGAACUUGUUAAUCACUUUAUAAAGUUGGAUUGGUCAGAAUUCAAACACCACAGAUUAGUGCAAAGUGCAUCCGAACAUGCACCACCCCUUAAUUUGCUGCGUGACUUAAAAUCAGAUUCAAAACUUCUGAUUGAACAUCUUCCACUCGUGAAAAAGAAAAUUAAUGAGUCCUUCACGUUCAACAUCAGUACGGUGCUUAAAAAGUUAAGGAUCUAUUUUUCGCAAGAUGUUGCAAAAGAAUGUUUGAUAUUUUUUAAUUCUUGGUUAGAUGAAGAAAAAUUAUGGCAUAAAGAAGCGCAAGCAAUAGUACAUGCCUUAUUUCAACUAGGAGGCGAAAACUUUAAAGUAGAUUUAAUGAAAAAAUUUGCUCCAAAGGAAGCUACUAUUGAUCAUAGCAAAAUCGACGAAAAGUUAUUACGCAUUCAAAUGGCUAUAUGUUCGCACGUUUUGUACUCGCGACCUCCGGUUCCUCUCGAAUGUAUACUCAUGUACUUAAAAGGAGAUUACGUACCAUUUGGUUUGCCAAUGUUUAAUGCGCUCUUGUCUAACCUACCGCUACCCCUUUGUAUGAAUUUUGUUGAAAACUUACUGGAUAAACCCGUAUCCGUCCAGAAACAUGGAAUACGCCUCGCUUUUCAAUGUUUCGAUACACAGAAUUUUAAUACAGUUAUUCUUCGGGCAUGGAAAAAAAAAAAAAAUGUUUCCCUCAGAGCAGUUAUAUUUGAUGCACUUUACAAUAAAAUAACGAUGGUGACAAGCGACCAAGAAGCGCUAUUUAACACUUUAAAAUCUAUAAUUUUAACACUACGACACGACGAUGAUGACGAAAUAUUCAACCUUAUAACAUCUUGUAAACUCCCUGAACAUUUCUCGAUAGAAAGUAUUGAAGUGGCAUGGAAAGUGGUUCGUCAGUUUCCGCCAAAACUGACGAAUCUCAACCGUAUGUAUGGUCUCAUAUCUUGUAUCACUAAAUAUGUUCAAAAACUUCGCCAAGACUUUGUCUACGAAAUAGUAGAUACGUUUAUUGCAUCCGAAUUUAAACCAAAUGAAGGGGAUGCUAAAGAAAAAUUAAGCUUAGAAGCAAUUUCUUUGAUUGAAAGCAAAUGGCGCCUUACAGUCUAUUUUAUCGUAUACUUGAAUGACGAUGACCUUGAUAAAAAAAUUGAGCUAACUAGAUUAAUUUUAAUGAAGUGUUUUAUGUCUCACGAAGAAAAUAAACACAGUUUAAUACAAACUGGGAUGAGAUUCAUAUCACAGCUUGAAAAUGCGAGUUACAGUCAAACUCCAUCCCGUUUCGUAAAUAUUAAUAGUUUAAUGCAGUCAGUGAUACAGACACUGCAAGGUGUGUUUACCAUGGAAGAAAUUUACCUACAAAUAUGGGAACUGCAGCUGGGGAUUGUGGCCAGAAAAGCAAUUAAUAAAUUAGCACAUGAAAAUACUGUGCAUGUCUUUGCUAAGGAGGUCGGAAACUUGGUUAAGGAGCAUGUUGAUAAAGGAUUGUUUUUUUAUUCCUUCAUGUUACGGAUACAUUCUUUAUUGCACCAGAAGAUCAUUAAUGUUACAAAUACAUUAGAGCACCAAGAUGUUGAUGACUUUUGUGUCAAGUUAUGUAGAGAAUUAUUGUUAUUUGAAAUGAUUGAGAUCUAUUGGUUGGUUUUAUAUCUACUACCAGUUUAUUCGUCGGAUCUGACUUCUAAAGUGGACCGGAACGAUUAUGUGUACAUUACAAAUACGUUAAAUAACUUAAAUAAUAAAGAGAUACGUUUCUAUAUGUUCAAUAAAUUUGCUGGUCCUGGGCAAGAUUUAAUUUUAAAUUAG